Molecule: messenger RNA, 2025 nt
Organism: Phytophthora sojae
Lineage: Eukaryota; Oomycota; Peronosporomycetes; Peronosporales; Peronosporaceae
Exons: 4
Coding region: 1-2025 (674 amino acids)
Molecular function (GO): protein binding
Source: RefSeq, a predicted model, not a curated record
AUGAAGCACCAAGGAAAAAAACUCAAGCCGUCUGCUGCAGGACUUACAAUAAACCGGCGACCUGCCGGGGUGGACACCAGCGAGUGGCCUGCGCUCCCAGUGUUCACUGCAGCGCGUCUCGUUUGCCGCGAACAGCUUCACGUUAUUGGAGACAGCAGCGUCCUCCGGGAGAUCGACAGCUUUCUGGAUGAAGUUUCCGGAUCAUGGAGUUUCUCCACUGCCUACAAGGUGUCGGGUGGCAGUCUGCGGCUGCUGCAGUACCUGGCGACCCAUGAAUCCAAGACGAAAGACUCCUUUCUCCGCCGCUGGGACGUUAACGCCGUCACAGGCCAAGCAGCGGCUCGUGGGGAUUUGGGGACGCUGAAGUGGGUCGCAGAGAGCUAUUUACCCGGAGAAUUCCUCACGGAAAACUAUCGCAGCAGAGGCUACUGGGGAGGAGUUGAGCUGGCGGGGGCUCUACGUAACCACCACCAACACAUCGUGGACUGGCUACGAGAAAAUGUUGCGGUUCGGCCUGAAUGUGCCGGGUAUUUGAUCAAGGCAGCGACCGAGUGCGGAAACUUGGGGAUCGUGCAGUGGAUCUACGACAACUUUGAGCUUGACCUUGUCGAUGCGUUCAACGCAGCUGUGUUGAAGGGUCAGCUGGGAAUCAUACUAUGGUUUCUAGACCACGCUGAGCACGAAGGCCUGGAUGCUGCUCUUCGGGACGAGAAUGUCUACAUGAGCCCCGCAGAGUUUGGCGACCUGGGCAUGCUAAAGAUAUUUUUCGGUCGGGGGCUAGUGCAAGAGCCUGCAGAAGUUUUGGAGGUGGCUGCUGGACACGGUCAUUUGGACAUCGUCAAAUGGCUAAUCGAAGAGCAAGGAAUAGAAGAUAUUGGUCACGCAUUUGAUCGAGCCGCCGACCAUGGACAUCUGGACGUGCUGAAGUACUUGCGCGAAACGAAGGCUGAAGCGUGCAUUGACUCGCUUUUGGAUGGUGCUGCCGUCGCCGGAUACAUGGGAAUUGUUCGGUGGCUUCAUGAAAACACGCGAGCUCGCUGUACGGUGCAAGCCAUGGACGAGGCUGCUGCCAAUGGGCAUCUUGGAAUCGUGCAAUGGCUCCAUGCCAACUACACGGAAGGGUCUAUUAACAUGGACGUAGCUGCUGCAUUUGGCUACUUGGAUGUCGUGCAAUGGUUUCACGAAACCCGCGACGAAGGAUGCACUAGCUGGGCGAUGGAUAGAGCGGCUGGGAAUGGUGAACUUGAUGUCGUCAAGUGGCUGCACGAGCACCGUCGAGAGGGGUGUACAACCGACGCAAUGGACGACGCAGCUAGCAAUGGACACUUGGAAGUGGUGAAAUGGCUUCAUGAUAAUCAAGAAGAGGGCUGCACUACGAAGGCGAUGGACGGCGCGGCUGCGAACAGUCAUUUGAAGAGCUAUUUACCCGGGGAAUUCCUGGCUGAAGUCGUCGCUGAAGCUGCGUCGAACGGCUACCUGGAGAUUUUGACGUGGAUGUGGGAGAAACACCACAGCCGAGGUUUUUGGGGAGGAGUAGAGUUGGCUGGAGCUAUCUUGAAUUCCCAUCAGCACGUCGUCGACUGGCUACGGGAAAAUGUUGCGGUUUGGCCUGAAUGUGGCGGGUAUUUGAUCGAAUCAGCGGCGGGGGUUGGAAACUUGGGCAUCGUGCAGUGGCUCUACAAACACUUUGAGCUUGGAAUUGUUGAUGCAUUUCAUGCAGCGGCGGCGAAAGGCCAGUCGGAAGUCAUGCUUUGGUUUCUGGAUAAUGCUGAACUGGAAGAUCUGGAUGCUGUUCUCCAACAUGACAGCGUCUGCAUGAGCCCCGCGAAGUUUGGUGACUUGGACAUGCUAAAGGUUUUAUUUGGCCGGGGACUGGUGCGAGAACCUGUAGAAGUUCUCGAGGUUACUGCUGAGCACGGUCACUUGGACAUCGUCAAAUGGCUCGUUGAGGAGAAAGAGCUUCGAGAUAUUGGUUACUCAUUCUAUCUAGCCACGGUCAGCGGCCACCUGGAAGUGCUCACGUAG